Rosa rugosa (rugosa rose) is the source of this 1963-nucleotide messenger RNA. RefSeq names its product F-box/kelch-repeat protein At3g23880-like. The record is from RefSeq and is a predicted model, not a curated record. The transcript has a single exon. NCBI's taxonomy places the organism in Eukaryota, Viridiplantae, Streptophyta, Magnoliopsida, Rosales, Rosaceae. The coding region runs from base 272 to 1456 and encodes 394 amino acids. Gene Ontology annotation, molecular function: protein binding.
UGUUGGAAAACUGAGUAUAGGCCCAAAAUUGGCGCCCAAUAGCAAAAUAUCAGAGCCCAACUCAAUUUGAACUCCUCUAAAUGAUGAAGCAUUGAAGCGAGGUGAACCGACUGAGACUCUGAGAGAGCAGAACUGCUGAGACGAAAAUCGAAGAAAGGCUCUUACACGCGCCGCCGUCGAAACAACCACAACCGCAGCUCUCCUCAACGACGUCGACCGCUCCAGAGAUCCCUCCUCCAAAACGCAACGCAUCGGCCUUCCUCCAAAUUCCAUGGCGGACGGCGGCUUUCAUAAGCGAGCUCUUACCAGUGUCACCGACCUCGACGGCGUCCCUGAUGAAAUACUGGCAAGGCUACCGGUCAAAACUUUGAUGCGAUUUCGCUGCGUCUGCAAGCCAUGGCGUGCUCUCAUCUCCCAGUCUCACUUUGUCACCAAGCACUUCAACUACGCAAGCAAAGGCUUCACCGAGAACACCUCCAGCCUCUUGAUAUCAAUGAGUCCCGUCAGAUACUGUGAAGCAUCCAUGGAUUUAUCCCUAGACUGUGAGGCAUUGAAGGACUUGAACGAUGAUGGAGAUGCUCAUCUUGCAAUUAGAAAGCUCGAGUUUCCGGUAAUGUUCCCUAAUUCCAGUCGUAGAAAAAUUGUGGGUUCUUGCAAUGGGCUGAUUUGUGUAGAAAUUGACGAGAAAGACAUGGUGUUAUGGAACCCUUGUACUGGACAAUCCAAUUUGUUGCCAAAACCUACUUCGAAGCUUUGCGGAGUUGGUUAUGAUCUCACUAUGAAGUUUUCCGGAUUUGGUUAUGAUUCCACUAAUGAUGAUUAUAAGGUAGUGAGAGGAUACAGUUUUAGAGUUGCGGGUUCUAAGGAAACCGUGGUUCAGGUUUUUAGUUUAAAAUCGGGUUCAUGGAGGACCCAUGAGGGUCUUAGUUACUUGCGCUUGGUAGGGCCAGGGUGCUUCUCAAAUGGUGCUCUGCAUUGGGCAGAGACCAUAUUCAAUGAUUUUCGUCCACCAGCUUUAAGGACUAUCUCUUUUGAUUUAGCGGAGGAAAAGUUUCAGGAGAUGCUUCCGUUGCCCUCUCAGGCUGGUAAUAGAUACAGCUUUAUUCCUGGAGAUUGUUUUGGUGUAUAUACAUAUGACUAUCUACACAAUGAGAUCUUCAGGUUUAGAAUAUGGAUAAUGAAGGAAUAUAGGGUCCAAGAAUCGUGGACUGAAGUUGGUUCUUUAGAUAUUUUACGUGAAGAUUCUGGAUUCUCACUCGUGAUGCUUCUGUGCAUAUUAGAGAAUGGUGAAGGUUUGAUCGUCCAGACAUGUGAUUUUCAGUCCUUGGUAUUAUAUAGCUUCAAGGAACAGACAUUUAGGAAUGUUGUUAGGACCCACAACGAAUGGAAAUCUGAUGCAGUCAUUUACAAGGAGACUUUAGUUUCACCAGUCACCAGUGGUAUUGCAGUCAUCUAAGAUCAACACUGUGAGUUUUCAUUUGCUCUUUCUGUUGAAUAUGAUUAUCAUUCUAUUACUAUAGUAAUAUAAACUGAGUUUGACCCUUGACAAAAAAAUUAAGGUCAUAAUAGUGCUCUUCUUUGUCUUUGAUUAUUUUGAUGUAUCUAACUUUUUUAGAGUCAGUACUAUGCACUGGUAUUAUUGCCUACUCUUAUGGCAUUUUGUGACAUACCCACUGUCUUCAGCUUCCAGCUUUGUCCGACUUUUCUUCUUCACAUUCUUGUAGACAAUAUGCAUAUUUGCUGGAAAGCUAAGUUAAGCAUGCAUUCUUCAUUCUUCACCCUUAAAUUUUGGGAAUCUGACAUGUAUGAUUCAUUAGUUUUUUAUUUUGCUGAUGAAAACUAUAUUUGAGUCGAUGGAUUUCAACUUAGAAGUUAUUCUUCCAGCAACCUUAUUGUUGGAAGUUGGAAUUGAAAUGCCUUUUAAUCAUGUUCUUAGGUUGGUCAUGGGUACUGGAAACUCAUU